CACAUAUCCUAUGAAAGUAUUUAAAGAUCUAGUUAUAUUCUCAGUAAGAGAAUCUAUAAAAAAAUCUGAGAUGUUCCCAAAUGUUAUAAAUAUGGAUAGAAAACCAACUACUUCAGAAAUUAUGAAAGAAUGUCAAAACUUUAGUUCGUUCUAUUGUUUGAUUGAUGAAAAAAAUAGUCUUUCUUAUAUAGACCUAAGUAAUUUCGCCGAAAAAACUAUAACAGGGGGCGUUAAUGUCACUGGUUUUGUCAAUUUCGUAGAAAAUUCCAGAGAAAAACUCGCAGAUUAUUGGGAAUAUAUAAAGUACAAAGAAGAAUUUCGUGAAAUAAGAAAGAAAUAUAUAACACAGGCGAUUAAGAAAGUCGAGGAAGACGUAGAAUGGAUGGAGUUUGAUGAUGAAGAAAUUUGUUUUGCCGGAGAUGGUAUAAUGAUUCUGGUAGACGAUAGAUCCGAGCAUAUUUUUCCAUUAAGUAAAAAUACAUUCAAGCUCCCCAACUUAGACAACGUGAAUACUGAGGGAAAUAUUCUCUUUAACAAAUUCAACUAUUUCUUAACCAAAUGGUUCUGGGUCGCUAUAAAAUCUGAAGAAGAGUGUCAUCUGUUUGGUAAGAAUCCGCCAUUCCAUAAAGUAAUCAACAGUACGUAUCUAAGAAGAAUUUUAUGCAAUCCUCACCUAGGGCAAGAUAAUGUGCUUAUUACUAUAGAAGAUAGUAUAUAAAAAUAACUUUUUUUAAAA
Messenger RNA from Linderina pennispora, 736 nucleotides. RefSeq lists its product as uncharacterized. The record is from RefSeq and is a predicted model, not a curated record. The annotation marks the transcript as partial. Lineage: Eukaryota; Fungi; Kickxellomycota; Kickxellomycetes; Kickxellales; Kickxellaceae. The transcript has a single exon.